UCUUACACCUUGAUCUACGAACGCUACUCGCGCCGAACUCGCCUCCGAACACCACAAGUCCAAUGAGCGCGAGCGAGAUUCUGCGCGGGCUCACCCUCGCCGUCGCGGCCGACUGGGCGACGACGCUCGGCCUCAUCUUCGGCGGAUGCUGCAGCAACGCGCUCACGCUCGAGCACCUCACGCGCUCGCACCCGCACGCGGGCUCGCUCAUCACCUUCGCGCAGUUCGUGCUCAUCUCCCUGCACGGCCUGCCCAAGUUCCUCGUCCUCGGCCGCGGUCGGUGGGGCGUGCCGUGGCUACGGCUGCGCGCGCGGCGGACGCCGCUCGCGCCGUACCUCGCGCAGGUCGCGCUGUUCUACGCGGUGUCGCUGCUGAACAACGCCGCGUUCGCGUACGGGAUCCCGAUGGCGGUGCAUAUCAUCUUCCGCUCGGGCGGGCUGGUGGUGAGCAUGCUCAUGGGGUGGUUGCUUGCGGGCAAGCGGUAUAAUAUUGCGCAGGUUUUGUCUGUGCUACUUGUAACCGCGGGGGUGUUCCUGACCACUCUGUCCGCCGCAUCAUCCAAGAGCAAAGCACCUCCGUCGCCCUCAGAUGCCGAAGCCGACUCCGCGUCCGAAUCGCUCGCAGGCUUGUCGAGAGAGCAGUGGCGGUACGCGUCUGGCAUCGGGCUCCUCACGCUCGCACUCGUGCUCUCCGGCCUGCUCGGCAUCGUGCAGGACUGGACGUACGCGCGGUACGUGCGCACUCCAGCACCCGCGCCCACAACGUCCAACGGAACCGCAGAGAAAGUUGGCACCGAGCCCACGAAUGGGCACGCGAAUGGACACACAAACGGACACGCGAACGGGCAUACGAAAACGCCCGACGUGGCCGCAACGGCGCCCGCAGCAGGACGCGACGUGGAGCCCUGGCAGGAGAGCAUGUUCUACCUGCACUUUCUCUCCCUCCCGAUGUUCUACUUCGUCCGACACGACCUCGCUGCGCAGGCGCGCGCCCUGCACGCAAGCCCGCCGCUCCGCAUCUCCCUCCCUCUGCCCCCGUCUUUCCUCGCCAAGGCCCAGCACGCGCUCACGCUCUACCCGCCAUUCGGGCUCUCGCAACCCCCAUCUUUCCUCUCAGAGAAGGCGGUCGCCAUAAGCGUGCCUGGGGCACACGCGACGCUCGCGCUGACGGCGGCGACCGCGCUCGUGUGCGUCGCGGGCGUCCACCGGCUGACGGCGCGCGGCGUGAGCGCUCUCGCGGUCACGCUGCUGCUCGUCGUGCGCAAGGCGGCGUCGCUCGUGCUCAGCGUGCUGCUGUUCCGCGCGCAGGGCGCGGCGGUGAACGCGGGCGUGUGGGCGGGCGCGGGGAUGGUGUUUGCGGGCACGAUGGGGUACGCGGCGGGCUCGCGGAAGGCGAGUAAACCGGCGAAAGUGGAUAAGGAGAAGAGGGAAUGAGAGUGGAUCGGACUGGACUGGGGACGGGGGCGUUCUGGGUGCUUAUAUGCGAACACUUUGUAUACCAUAAUAACAUCCACCAUAGUACAUCCGUAGAACCAUAGCUCUUGUAAUAUUUACAGGGAACGGCGCUGCUGUACACACAUAGAUAGAGGGCUGGGCCGAAACAUCGAG
Messenger RNA from Trametes versicolor FP-101664 SS1, 1607 nucleotides. RefSeq names its product UAA transporter. The transcript has 3 exons. Gene Ontology annotation, molecular function: UDP-N-acetylglucosamine transmembrane transporter activity. Gene Ontology annotation, biological process: transmembrane transport. The coding region runs from base 63 to 1433 and encodes 456 amino acids. Gene Ontology annotation, cellular component: endoplasmic reticulum membrane; Golgi membrane. Lineage: Eukaryota; Fungi; Basidiomycota; Agaricomycetes; Polyporales; Polyporaceae. The record is from RefSeq and is a predicted model, not a curated record.